Molecule: messenger RNA, 3267 nt
Organism: Exophiala aquamarina CBS 119918
Lineage: Eukaryota; Fungi; Ascomycota; Eurotiomycetes; Chaetothyriales; Herpotrichiellaceae
Exons: 4
Coding region: 1-3267 (1088 amino acids)
Cellular component (GO): cytosol
Molecular function (GO): iron ion binding; FMN binding; flavin adenine dinucleotide binding
Source: RefSeq, a predicted model, not a curated record
AUGACUGAACCAAUACCAGGUCCCCGCUCCCUUCCCGUCGUCGGAAAUCUGCUCGACAUAUGGCAAGACCGAGACAUUCCUCUCCGAGGAUUGGAACGAGUUGCCGAGGCCUAUGGGCCAAUCUAUCAAGCAAUGCUCGGCGGCAAAAGGCGCAUUGUUUGCAGCUCAGCAGCUUUGCUGGAGGAACUCACUGACGAAAAGCGUUUCUCCAAAGUGCCACCACCCCAGGUCUCCUCUGUACCUGGCCCCAAGGGCCUCUUCACCGCCAAAAAUGAUGAUCCAGACUGGCAUCAGGGGCAUAGGAUUCUGAUGCCGGCAUUUGCUCCAUUCUCCAUCCAGUCGAUGUUUCCGGACAUGAAGGACAUUGCAAAUCAACUGAUUUUGUCGUGGGCUCGGAAAGGAGCCGAGAACAGAAUCCUGGCCACCGAGGAUUAUACCCGUCUCACCCUGGACACGAUCGCCCUUUGCACGAUGAGCUUCCGCUUCAAUUCAUUCUAUUCAGAUGGUCUACAUCCGUUCGUGCAGGCAUUGAUGACUGUAUUCUCGGAGAAUACCGCUCGAACGACGCGACCAGGCAUCGUUACAAAACUGCGAUACAAGGCGAAUAAGGAAUACGAGGAUGCGCGGAAGUUGAUGCGCAAGAUCGGUCAAGAUAUUGUCACUAACAGGAGAGCGAAUCCAAGUGACAAGCCUGAUGUGCUGAACACAAUGAUCUUUGGGAAAGACCCAAAAACAGGCCAGACCAUGCGUGAUGAGCUAAUCACGGAACAAAUGCUAACUUUUCUUAUUGCUGGGCACGAAACCACUUCUGGUCUACUGUCAUUCGCAACCGCUCACCUCCUUAAGCAUCCUCACACCUAUCUAAAGGCACAGAAGGAAGUAGAUGAAGUCAUUGGAAAGAGGUCUAUUGAAGUUGAGGACAUUCAGAAGCUGAAAUACCUCAAUGCCGUUCUCCGAGAAACCGCACGUCUUUCGCCAACAGUCCCCGUCCUGCAAAAGCAGGUCAACCCAGCCAUCGCCCAUGAGGUUGUCACGGUCGACAAUGGACGGUACAGAAUCGACCCUAACGAUCACAUCAUCCUUCUAAUGUCUAAAUGCCAAACUGAUGCGAAGGUUUGGGGAGAUAAUGCUGAUGAUUUCGAACCUGAGCGCAUGUUGGACGAGAACUUUGAUAAGGUGCUAUCUCAAUACCCAGGCGCCUGGAAGCCUUUCGGGAACGGUAAGAGGGCAUGCAUAGGCCGUCCAUUCGCCUGGCAAGAGGCUAUGCUUGUUCUGGCUAUGAUCUUGCAGAACUUUGAUGUCCAACUAGAUGAUCCAAAUUACACGAUGAAGAUCAAACAGACGCUCACAGUCAAACCCGAUGAUCUGUAUAUUCGUGUCACACCCAGAGGCCAGAUGGACGCGACAAACAUGGACACCUUGCUCCAUACGAGUGACGCGGCUUCCAAAGCCAAUGGCAAAAACGGUGUGCAAUCUCAUGCGACAGCAAAUGGAUCCAGCAAAGCCCCAUCUUCGAAAUCUAAGCAGUCGAAGCCUAUUUCGAUAUUAUUUGGUUCCAACACCGGAACAUGUCAAGCCUUUGCUCAACGCAUAGCUUCGGAUGUGGCAUCCCGAGGCUACACGCCAACCAUCGCCGACAUGGAUUCGGCCACCGGCAACCUUCCGAAAGACAACCCAGUGAUUGUGAUCACUUCAUCAUAUGAGGGACAACCUCCAGAUAAUGCUGCAAGGUUUAUUGAAUGGUUGCAAGAGUGCAAGGAGGGCUCCUUGGCCGGCGUUGAGUACACUGUAAUUGGUUGUGGCCACCGAGAUUGGACGCACACAUUCCAUCGCAUACCGAAAUUGACGGAUGAGCUCUUGACGAAAUGCGGAGCCAAGAGACUGGUGCCAGCUGGGUUCAUCGAUGCUGCAAAGGGUAACCUUUAUGGUGACUUCGAUGACUGGGUAGACAACUCGUUCUGGCCUCAAAUGUCCUUGGAGCAAUCUCAAGACGCCCCGGAACCCACAAGCAACGUCGAGGUUUCGACCAAUGCUCGCGCCUCAAGCCUGCGAUAUGAUGUCAAGCCGGCACUGGUCAUGUCGAACUAUGUGCUUACCAGCAACGGUGAACCUACCAAACGACACAUGGAGAUCCAACUUCCGUCCGACUCUACCUACGAAUGUGGUGAUUAUCUUGCAAUUCUUCCCUUGAACUCGGAGAAGAAUGUAAGACGCAUCAUGAACCACUUUGGUCUCCCGUGGGAUUCCGUCGUCACGAUCAAAUCUGAUCUUCCUUCAGUCAUUCCAACCAACGUAGGAUUGUCGGUCUUCGAUGUUCUGCGCAGUUAUGUUGAGCUAUCGGAGCCAGCUACGAAAAAGAACCUCAAAGUCCUCGCGCUGUACGCCGAAGACUCCAGAGACAAAACCUACCUCCAGGAAUUGACUGCUGAGAACGGUUCUUAUGAAGUAGAGAUAACCGGAAAGCGCACCAGUCUCUUCGACAUCCUCUCUCAUCAUCCGUCGGUACAACUUCCUUUCGGCGACUUUCUCACUAUGCUUCCGCCCCUGCAUGUCCGGCAGUAUUCGAUCUCGUCCUCUCCCUUGGAAAAGGCCUCGACCUGCACCAUCACUUACGGAGUGAUCGACACCGCAGCCAUGUCAGACCCUGAGCAAAGAUACGAGGGCGUGACAGGCAAUUACCUGCAAAGUCUGACAGAAGGAGACACCGUGCAGGUCAGUGUGCGACCAUCCGCGAAGAAAACAUUCCGCAUCCCCGUCGAUGCCGAGAAGACGCCUCUGCUGAUGUUCGCGGCUGGCACGGGUGUAGCGCCAUUCAGAGGUUUCCUCCAACACCGCUCGAUCCAAUUGAAGGCGAACCCGAACCGCAAACUCGCGCGAGCCAUCCUCUUCCUCGGCUGCCGCACCCAGGUCGGGGACAGACUGUAUGCGGAGCAAAUCGACCAGUGGGUGGAGGAAGGCGUCGUCGAAGUCCGCUACGCAUUCAGCAAGGAAAAAGAAGCGUCCCAAGGCUGUGCCUACGUCCCGGACCGCAUGCUCCUCGAAGCCCAAGACAUCGUUGCCCUCUGGCGCAGUGACGCCCGCGGCUACGUCUGCGGCACCAGGAAAUUCGCAGAGGGCAUUCGCGGCGCGGCGACCAGGAUCGCCAUUCAGGCCCGUGAGCGCCUGAUUGCAGAAAACGGCAGCGUCUCGGAGGAGGAGAGAGCGAAAAUGGAAUCUCGCUUCAAGGAGGCCCUGCAGGAGCGCGUUGCAAGUGAUGUUUUUGAUUAG